This is a messenger RNA of Knipowitschia caucasica, 2400 nucleotides long. The record is from the annotation of a GenBank genome assembly. NCBI's taxonomy places the organism in Eukaryota, Metazoa, Chordata, Actinopteri, Gobiiformes, Gobiidae.
AUGUCGUCGCUCGGUUCCUACAAACUCCGGUGUACGAUCCCCGGUCACGAAAUGGACGUGAGGGGCCUCGCUGCUGCCACAUUUCCCGAAGGAGCGUUUGUUUCUGUGUCCAGAGACCGAACCGGAAGAAUCUGGGUCCCAAACUCAAGUCCAGAACAAGGAUUUACGGAGAUGCACUGUAUGUCUGGACACAGCAACUUCGUGUCCUGUGUUUGUGUCAUUGCUCCCAGUGACACGUAUCCUCGUGGGCUUAUUGCUACUGGUGGAAAUGACAACAACAUAUGCAUUUUUACAAUGGACAAUCCACAGCCUCUAUACACUCUCAAAGGACACAAAAACACAGUUUGUACUUUGUCUUCUGGUAAAUUUGGGACCCUUUUAAGUGGCUCAUGGGACAUGACAGCAAAAGUCUGGCUAAAUGAGAAAUGCAUGAUGACUUUGGAGGGCCAUACUGCAGCAGUGUGGUCUGUUGUUAUUUUACCUGAGCAAGGCCUUAUGCUGUCUGGAUCAGCUGAUAAGACCAUAAGGCUAUGGAAAGCAGGUCGAUGUGAGAAGACAUAUACAGGCCAUGAAGACUGUGUACGAGGGCUAGCGGUGCUCAACAAUUUGGAGUUUUUUUCCUGUAGCAAUGAUGGGAGCAUUAGAAGGUGGUUGGUAACAGGGGAGUGUGUACAUGUUUACUAUGGACACACCAACUACAUUUACAGCAUUGCAGUAUUCCCAAACAGUGAAGAUUUUGUCAGCACUGGUGAAGACAGAACAUUAAGGAUAUGGAAGAAAGGGGAGUGUGCACAGACUAUCCGCAUGCCUGCACAGUCAGUGUGGUGUUGCUGCAUUCUUUCAAAUGGUGAUAUUGCUAUUGGAGCGAGUGAUGGCAUUAUUCGUGUGUUUACUGAGGCUCAAGAUCGUGUUGCCAGUGCACAGGACAUCCAGGCUUUUGAAGAUGAGCUCUCAAAGGCCACUAUUGACCCAAAGACCGGAGACCUUGGAGAUAUAAAACUAGAAGAGCUUCCUGGAAGAGAGCACCUUAAUGAGCCUGGAAAUCGAGAUGGACAAACACGGCUGAUUAAAGAUGGAGACAAAGUUGAGGCAUAUCAGUGGAGCGUGAGUGAUGAUCGCUGGAUGAAAAUUGGGGAUGUAGUGGGAGGUUCAAACGAGCAAACCUCGAAGAGUGUUGUAUAUGAAGGAAAGGAAUAUGAUUAUGUCUUCACCAUUGACAUCAACGAAGGAGGGCCAUCCAUGAAACUGCCUUACAACGUCUCGGAGGACCCGUGGCUCACAGCGCAUAACUUUUUACAGAAGAAUGACCUUAGUCCAAUGUUCCUGGACCAAGUUGCUAAUUUUAUCAUAGAGAACACUAAAGGACAUGUGGUGGGACCAGCGCAGCCUGGAGGAGGUGACCCUUUCACUGGAGGUAAUCGGUACGUUCCCGGAUCUUCAAGCGACAACACAGGCUUUGGGGCUGAUCCCUUUACAGGAGGUGGUCGAUACAUCCCAGGUUCAGACCCUGGUCCAAAUUCAAAUGCUCCUGGGGGAGUGGUAGAUCCAUUCACAGGGAGAGGUGCCUACUCCUCUGCUGCUCUGAGACAAACUGCAACAAACAUUUACUUCCCGAAAACAGAUGGUGUGAGUUUUGAGCAGGCAAACGGCUCACAGAUAAUUGCCAAACUAAAGGAGUUGAAUGCAGGAGCUCCCCAAGAGCACAAACUAACAGAAGAGUUUUUGGGAAAUAUUGAACAGCUGCUGGCUUCUGUGUGUGCCUCAAACUCUGACCCGGGACCAACAAUGCAACAGAUUACUCUCCUCUGGAAGGCAGCACAAUGGCCAGAAGACAUUGUGUUUCCAGUUUUGGACAUAUUGAGGCUUGCGGUGCGACACCCACAAGUGAACGAAAUCCUUUGCGGAGAGGCCGAGGGAGUCCAGCUAUGCAACCAUCUUCUAAACCUGAUGAGGCCAGAAGGGCGGCCAGCCAAUCAGAUGCUGGCCCUGCGGACCCUGUGUAACUGCUUCGCCGGCAGACAUGGCCGAUCUCUUCUCGUAUCGCAGCGAGAAGCGGUGCUCUCGCGAGCCUGCGACUUGGCUUCUGUCUGUAACAAAAACAUCCACAUCGCACUAGCAACCUUGGUGCUGAACUACGCCAGCUGCUUCUAUAGCCAACCCGAUCUGGAGGCCAAGGCCCAGUGCCUGUCUGUGGCCAGUCAAGCUCUGGAGACUGUUCAAGACAAAGAGGCGGUCUUCAGGCUACUGGUGGCACUGGGGACCACGGUGUCUUCUGACCAAACUGCCCGGGACUUGGCUAAGUCUCUUGGCGUCAACUCUCAGAUCUCUAAAUACUCCACAGUGUCUGACCCCUCCAAAGUGGCUGAAUGUUGCCAGCUGGUUUUAAAAGAACUUCAAUGA